Messenger RNA from Piliocolobus tephrosceles (Ugandan red Colobus), 180 nucleotides. RefSeq names its product single-pass membrane protein with coiled-coil domains 4 (gene SMCO4). The record is from RefSeq and is a predicted model, not a curated record. NCBI's taxonomy places the organism in Eukaryota, Metazoa, Chordata, Mammalia, Primates, Cercopithecidae. Bases 1 to 180 code for a protein of 59 amino acids. The transcript has a single exon.
AUGCAGCAGCUCAAAGGGAAGCCCAGGAAGGAGACAUGGAAAGACAAGAAGGAGCAGAAGCAAGCCACGCAGGAGGCCCGGCAGCAGAUCACCACGGUGGCACUGCCCACGCUGGCCAUGGUCGUGCUCCUGAUCGUGGUGUUUGUGUACGUGGCCACACGCCCCACCAUCAACAAGUGA